AUGACAGGUGUAACUUCUGCAGAAGAGCUAGCUGAAAAAUACCAAAAAUUAUUUUCGGAAUAUUCACGGAUCAAAGCUCAACAAUCAAUACUUAAGAAGGCUGUUAUUAAGGAACAAGCAGAUAAUGUGUCAUUAAAGGAAGAACGUAGAUCUAAAGAACAAGAAUUGCGAUCAUCUUUAGAACAAUUAGAUCUUUUGACACUUCAUAAUCAACGUUUAACAAGACGUAUUGAAAGUUUGCAAGAUUCAAGCGGUUCGAGGAUAUCGUCUGGUUGGUUUUUGGGUUCUGCAAAAAAAGAGCUUGAACAAUUAAAAUCUAAUUUGGAAGCUGCUACAGUAGAGCUUCAAAGAAAGAUUGAAGAAAAUGAAAAUUUACACAAGGAAUUGUUUGAAGUUAAUAAUAACUAUUCAGAAGAUAUUAAAGUUUUUCAAUCAAGAAUUUCUGAAUUAGAAAAAAGAGAAGAAGAAUUACAUUCAGAAUUUAUGAGAUCACAACAUGCAUCUGAAGAAGCUAUAAAUGUUUUGGGAAGAGAAAAACAUGAACUUCAUAAUGAAGUUGAUAAAAUAAGAGCUGAAUUAAACAUGACAAAAUCAUUAAUGAUAAAGAAUGAACAAAAAAUUAAAGAUGGUGAUGAUGGUUUACGAUAUGAAAUGGAUACACUUAGAGAUAUUCUAUCACUCCAUCUAGGUUUAUCUGAUGACAAUAAAUUUGAUCAAUUUGAAUAUGAUUCGGAAUUUAGUGAGAUAAUUGCAAGUUAUAAACAGUUACAAUCUAGCGCACGAGAUUAUUUACAGGCUCUUGGAGAUAAUUCUGAUGGAGUAAAUGAAUUAGCUUCAAAAGUUAAAAAAGCAAGUCAGCUAUGGCAACAAAAUUUACAGAUUUUGGCUAUAAAAUUAAAAUCUGCACAAAAAUUUGAAAACAGUAAAUUAAAAAAUGAACAAAAGGUGAGAGAAGCCAAAGAAAUUGAUUCAAAUAAAAAAAUCAAAUCAUUAGAAUUUGAAAAUAGUAGAUUGAAGAGCGAGUUAGAAAAUCAAGAGUUGAAAGAAGAAGCCAGAGAAAAUGAAAAUUAUAAAUUAAAGGAGGAAUUGGAAAAACAAAAGGUGAUACAAGAAGAUAAAGAAAUUGAUCUAAAUGAAAAGAUUGUAUCUUUGGAAUCUGAAAAUGGUAGAUUAGAGGAAGAGUUGGAAAAACAAAAGUUGAAUGAAGAAGAUAAAGAAACUGUUUCAAUUGAAAUUGCAUCUUUAGAAACUGAAAAUAAUAAAUUAAAAGAAGAAUUGGAAAAACAAAAGAUGGACGAAGAAGCUAAUUCUAAUACUAUCGCAUCUUUAGAAGCUGAAAAUAAUAAAUUAAAAGAAGAAUUGGAAAAACAAAAGAUGGAUGAAGAAGCUAAUUCUAAUACUGUCACAUCUUUAGAAGCUGAAAUUAGUAAAUUAAAGGAAGAUUUGGAAAAACAAAAGAUGGAAGGUGAUAAAGAAGUUGAUUUAAAUGAAAAGAUCGCAUCUUUAGAAGCUGACAAUAAGUCUGAAAUUAGUAAAUUAAAGGAAGAAUCGGAGAAACAAAAGUUGAAUGAAGAAGCUAAUUCUAAUACAAUUGUAUCUUUAAAAGCUGAAAAUAACAAACUAAAGGAAGAAUUUGAAAAACAAAUAGUAAAAGAAGAUAAAGAAGUUGAUUCAAAUAAAAUCAUAUCUUUAGAAGCCGAAAAUAGUAAAUUAAAAGAAGAAUUGGAAAAACAAAGGAUGGGUGAAGAAGAUAAAGAGACUAGCUUAAAUGAAAAAAUCACAUCUUUGGAAGCUGAAAUUAAUCAAUUAAAGGAAGAAUUGGAAAAACAAAAAUUGAAUGAAGGAACUAAUUCUAAUACAAUUGUACCUUUAGAGUCUGAGAUUAAUCAAUUAAAGGAAGAAUUGGAAAAACAAAAGUUGAAUGAAGAAGCUAAUUCUAAUAAAAUCAUAGCUUUAGAAGCUGAAAAUAGUAAAUUAAAAGAAGAAUUGGAAAAGCAAAGGAUGGUUGAAGAAGAUAAAGAAACUGGUUUAAAUAAAAAAAUCACAUCUUUGGAAACUGAAAUUAAUGAAUUAAAGGAAGAAUUGGAAAAACAAAAGUUGAACGAAGAAGCUAAUUCUAAUAAAAUUGCAUCUUUAGAAGCUGAAAAUAGUAAAUUAAAAGAAUUGGAAAAACAAAGGAUGGGUGAAGAAGACAAAGAAACUGGUUUAAAUAAAAAAAUCACAUCUUUGGAAGCUGAAAUUCAUAAAUUAAAGGAAGAAUCGGAAAAACAAAAGGUGAUGGAAUCAGAAAAACAAAGGGUGAUAGAAGAUAAAGAAUUCAAUCUAAAUGAAAAGAUUGUAUCUUUGGAGGAUGAAAAUCAUAAAUUAAAGGAAGAAUCGAAAAAACAAAGGGCA
Messenger RNA from Entrophospora candida, 2394 nucleotides. The record is from the annotation of a GenBank genome assembly. NCBI's taxonomy places the organism in Eukaryota, Fungi, Glomeromycota, Glomeromycetes, Entrophosporales, Entrophosporaceae.